AUGGAGUCAAUGAAGAUGAAGCUUAUGGUGGUGCUCAUGGUGGCUAUUGUGGCUUUCUCCGCCGUAGGAAAGGCGGCUGCGGCAGAGGCUCCGGCUCCAAGUCCUACUUCUGAUGCUGCUAUGUUCGUCCCGGCAUUCUUUGCAUCUGUUGCUGCUUUGGCCUCUGGGUUUCUCCUCUAA
This is a messenger RNA of Arabis nemorensis, 180 nucleotides long. The record is from the annotation of a GenBank genome assembly. Lineage: Eukaryota; Viridiplantae; Streptophyta; Magnoliopsida; Brassicales; Brassicaceae.